AAAUUUAUAUCAAUUUUCAAAGUCAAAAGGACAAAGGUUAUGACUUAUGACUUGAAUUAGAAUAACAGAUGGCUCAUGGCAGGCAGAUACUCGUACAGAAGUUAAAGUUUUUAGUUGUAACUUGUAAGUUAAGUUGACAAAAGAUUUUGUAAAAUGACAAAUAAGGCAACUUAUGAAAGAUAUUACAUAAAUCACAACUGAUUUUAAAAUGAUAAUUUGAACAUUAUAUCACUUAAUACCUAUUAUUAAUUAUUGUAGAAAUAAGAUUCAAAUUGUUCAAUUCUAUAAAUCUGGUGUUCCUAGCUUUUGCAAGUAAAGAUUAAAAAGUUUCGGUGUGUAUGUAUCAUGUAAUUAUUAUUAAUGCUACUACUAUACUACUAAAAUAUGAUGCGAUAUUCUUAUCGUUUAAUAAGAAUAGCUAAUACAAAUUUAUGUCUCAAUAGUAGGCUGUAUUAUUCUGAUAAGUUUAAGGGAAAGUCGUUACAAGGAAAAGAUAUCAAAAUGUUUAAAUCAUCGGUAUUUAAUCUUGAAGAAGCCUCUAAAGAACAAGUCCAGGAAUUUUUAAAUUCAUUUGAUACAGUCCUAUCAGAUUGUGAUGGUGUACUAUGGAUUAACAACAAUGCCAUACCUGGGUCAGCAGAUGUUAUGAACUAUUUUCGGAAAUUAGGCAAGAGAGUUUUCUAUGUAACAAAUAAUUCUACUAAAGUUCGUGCUGAUUUUGCACUUAAGGCUCAAGACCUAGGUUUCAUAGCUGAGCCGGAAGAGAUAUUAUCAACUGCAUACUUAGUGGCCCACUACCUAAAAGGUAUUGGAUUUAAGAAAAAAGUUUAUCUCAUUGGAUCAAAUGGAAUUGGCGAUGAGUUAAAGGCAGUUGGAAUAAGACAUAUAGGGAUAGGACCAGAUCCCGUAAAACCAGACUUUAAAUCAAUGACUCAAGCAGACCUGGAUUCUGAGGUGGGUGCAGUUGUGGUUGGUUUUGAUGAGCACGUGAGCUACCCCAAAUUUAUGAAGGCCGCUUCGUACUUAUCUAAUGAUGAAUGUCUUUUCGUUGCUACCAACACUGACGAGAGGUUUCCAAAGUCUAGCACAAUCAUAGUGCCUGGUACCGGGACUUUGGUGAGAGCCGUUGAAACGUGUUCGGAAAGGAAAGCCCUGGUCCUCGGCAAGCCAAACGAUUAUGUGCGGAAGUUCCUCCAGUCAUUUGGCCUUGAUCCUGCUAGGACUCUAAUGAUUGGCGACAGAUGUAACACGGACAUAGAGUUCGGUGUGCGAUGCGGCUUCCAAACACUUCUAGUAAUGACGGGUGUCACUUCAGUGAAGGAACUCGAGAAGAUCCGCAGCGAGAGGAAGGAACCACUCCCUGACGUAGUUCUACCCAAGCUGGGAGCCUUGCUGGAUCUAGUAUCGUAGAACAUUCUAUAAGAUACAGAAGUCAACCGAUCUGGUGCACGCUUCUUCACGCUUUAGGUCAAUUUAAUAAAUGUUGUGAUACAUAUACGUAUUAUUUAUGUGUAAAGCCGAGUCUGCUGCGCCAAUUUUUUAACUUAACACUUUAACAAAACAUGUUAGCAAAACAGACCGUCCGCUGCAACUGUUUUUGUUUCAAUUCGAAAAUGAGUUCCUUCGAAGGACUAGCUUUUUGUAUUUUUUUUUAUCAUCCACUAUCAUCCACCAAAGCAGAACUGGUCUUUCUGUUAUCAGUUGUGUAAAGGAUAAAGUAUUUUCUCUAUUCCAUUCCAUCACAAUCAAACCAAAUAUAAUUAUCGCUAGCUACUAAUGAUAGGUACUUCUUCAAUCGGUGAACGUACACGAACUAUGCGUUAAUUUCCCUCCCCGCUGAAGAACGCGGGUAAUGUUAUCCAUUUCUCGCGGUAAACAUGUUAAGAUGUUUUGUUUAACAAAACUGCUAAGCCACGCCCCUAAUCUGUGUAUAAAACAUGUUUUGUGUUGCCAAACGCAGUGGACGCGGCUUUAUAAGCAAAAAUGCUGAGCAUUGUAGGUCAAUCUUUAACUGGUGUAGAUAAAAAAUUACAUAAAAUGCC
Molecule: messenger RNA, 2042 nt
Organism: Leptidea sinapis
Lineage: Eukaryota; Metazoa; Arthropoda; Insecta; Lepidoptera; Pieridae
Product: glycerol-3-phosphate phosphatase
Exons: 5
Coding region: 385-1410 (341 amino acids)
Cellular component (GO): cytoplasm
Molecular function (GO): phosphatase activity
Source: RefSeq, a predicted model, not a curated record